GCCGGGGCGGGCCGGCGCGCGCGCAGUGUGGUGGGGGCGCGCGGCCUCCCCCUGUCGCGAUGGCCGAGCAAAAAAUGGAAAUUACCACUCCUCCGACGUCCAAGUGUAUCAUGUACUGGAAAAGGAAAGUCAAGUCCGAGUACAUGCGUCUGCGGCAGCUCAAGAGGUUCCAGGCAAACAUGGGAGCAAAGGCUCUCUUUGUGGCCAACUUUGCAAAGGUUCAUGAAAAGACUCAAAUCCUUAAUGAAGACUGGAAGAAGCUUCGGGUGCAGCCAGUGCAGCUGAUGAAGCCAGUCAGUGGGCACCCGUUCCUGAAACAGUGCACUGUUGAGAGCAUUUUCCCAGGAUUUUCAAGCCAGACACUGUACAUGAGGACCCUGAACACAGUGGCACUGGUGCCCAUUAUGUACUCCUGGUCCCCUCUUCAGCAGAAUUUCAUGGUGGAGGAUGAAACAGUUCUGUGCAAUAUCCCUUACAUGGGCGACGAGGUGAAGGAAGAAGAUGAAACUUUCAUUGAAGAACUUAUUAAUAACUAUGAUGGCAAAGUUCAUGGAGAGGAAGAAAUGAUCUCAGGGUCAGUCCUCAUCAGUGAUGCUGUGUUCCUGGAGCUAGUGAAUGCUCUGAAUCAGUACUCGGACGAGGAAGAGGAAGGACACAAUGAUUCUGAGGUGAAACAGGAGGAUGGAAAAGAGGAGCUGCCAGUGACAAGGAAAAGAAAGCGAAUUGCAGUGGAAGGUAACAAGAAGUGCUCAAAGAAGAGGUUCCCCAAUGACAUGAUAUUCACUGCUAUUUCUUCCAUGUUUCCUGAGUAUGGCUUCCCAGAGGAUAUGAAAGAAAGGUACCGGGAGCUGACGGAGGUGUCAGACCCCAACGUGCUGCCGCCGCAGUGCACUCCCAACAUCGACGGGCCGUGCGCCAAGUCGGUGCAGCGGGAGCAGUCCCUGCACUCCUUCCACACCCUCUUCUGCCGCCGCUGCUUCAAGUACGACUGCUUUCUGCAUCCUUUUCAUGCUACUCCUAAUGUGUACAAACGAAAGAAUAGAGAGACCAAGAUUGAGCCAGAUCCUUGCGGCGCAGACUGUUUCCUCUGGCUGGAAGGAGCCAAGGAGUUUGCUGCACUGCACAACCCCCGAUCCAAGUGCUCCGGCCGUCGCCGCCGGCGGCACCACGUGGUGGGCGCGUCCUGCUCCAGCACCCCGGCUGUCACUGAGACCAGGGAGGGCGACAGCGACCGGGACACGGGCAACGAGUGGGCCUCUAGCUCCUCGGAGGCCAACUCCCGCUGCCAAACCCCCACUAAGCAGAAGCUGAGCCCGGCCUCCUCCCAGCUGUUUGCGGUGGAGACGCCGCAGGAGCCCGUGGAGUGGACAGGAGCCGAGGAGUCACUCUUCCGUGUCUUCCAUGGGACCUACUUCAACAACUUCUGCUCAAUUGCCAGGCUGCUGGGGACAAAGACCUGCAAACAGGUCUUUCAGUUUGCAGUGAAGGAAUCGCUUAUAACAAAACUGCCAACAAAUGAGUUAAUGAAUCCAUCCCAGAAGAAGAAAAGGAAGCACAGGCUGUGGGCUGCACACUGCAGGAAGAUCCAGCUGAAGAAAGAUAAUUCACCAACCCAGGUGUACAACUACCAGCCCUGUGACCACCCCGAGCAUCCCUGUGACAGCUCCUGCCCUUGCAUCAUGACUCAGAAUUUCUGUGAGAAGUUCUGCCAGUGCAACCCUGACUGUCAGAACCGCUUCCCAGGCUGCCGCUGCAAGACCCAGUGCAACACCAAGCAGUGCCCCUGCUACCUGGCUGUGCGGGAGUGUGACCCAGACCUCUGCCUCACCUGUGGUGCUUCAGAGCACUGGGACUGCAAGGUGGUGUCCUGCAAGAACUGCAGCAUCCAGCGAGGCCUCAAAAAGCAUUUGUUGCUGGCCCCAUCAGACGUGGCUGGCUGGGGGACUUUCAUCAAGGAGGCUGUGCAGAAGAACGAGUUCAUCUCCGAGUACUGCGGGGAGCUCAUUUCACAGGAUGAGGCUGACAGGCGAGGAAAGGUCUACGACAAGUACAUGUCCAGCUUCCUCUUCAACCUCAACAAUGAUUUUGUUGUUGACGCUACUCGCAAAGGAAAUAAAAUCCGCUUUGCCAACCACUCGGUGAACCCCAACUGCUAUGCGAAAGUUGUGAUGGUGAACGGAGACCACCGCAUUGGCAUCUUCGCCAAGAGAGCCAUCCAGGCAGGAGAGGAGCUCUUCUUUGACUACAGGUACAGCCAGGCAGAUGCCCUGAAGUAUGUCGGCAUAGAGAGGGAGACGGACAUCAUCUGAGCUCCGGGGUGGUUCUGGCACACCUUGCUGCUGCACCUUGUAAGCAAUGCCAUGUUUGCUUCACGCUGACAUGACUGCUGC
Molecule: messenger RNA, 2390 nt
Organism: Onychostruthus taczanowskii (white-rumped snowfinch)
Lineage: Eukaryota; Metazoa; Chordata; Aves; Passeriformes; Passeridae
Gene: EZH1
Product: enhancer of zeste 1 polycomb repressive complex 2 subunit
Exons: 20
Coding region: 60-2309 (749 amino acids)
Biological process (GO): chromatin remodeling
Molecular function (GO): histone H3K27 methyltransferase activity; protein binding
Source: RefSeq, a predicted model, not a curated record